Molecule: messenger RNA, 1368 nt
Organism: Mesorhabditis spiculigera
Lineage: Eukaryota; Metazoa; Nematoda; Chromadorea; Rhabditida; Rhabditidae
Source: the annotation of a GenBank genome assembly
AUGGGCUUUAAAACGCCCAUGCUGAAGCGGCCAUGCGACUACGACGACCAGCCAUUUCAUUCGAAAAAAUUAUGGAGCAAAAGCGAAACCCGAAUAUGGACAGCAACAAUGUUUAUUGGAACUUGCGUACUCUACGCGUCUCGAAUAGCACUACCAAUUUGUGCAGCGACAAUGUCGCACGAAUAUGGAUGGAAUAAAACAGAUUCGGGGAUAAUCCUUUCCUGUUUCUUCUGGGGCUACGCCAUUACCCAGUUAGUUGCCGGUGGAUUUGCCGAUGCGUAUGGUGGCGAACAAAUCCUGCCCCAUUCAUCAUUUAUCUGGAUCUGCUUAACUAUUUUUACACCUCAAAUCUUUGAUUUUGCCUAUUGGACUGGGUUUCCAAUGAUUGUGUUGACGAUAUUUCGCAUAUUUACCGGGAUUGCACAAGGUUUCCAUAUACCAUCAAUGGCUUCGAUAGUUUCUCGACAUUUGACAACGGUUGAUAAGGGAAAGGUUUUUGGAUUUUGUCUGGCUGGAUCUCAUUUUGGUACGGUAUUGGCUGGUGCUGUUGGGUCUGUAUUGUUAGAUUGGCUUGGAUGGCGAGCACUCUUUCAAGUGAUGGGUAUAAUUUCGCUUUUGUGGUAUUGGUGGUUUCGAACACUUCUAACAAGAGGCUCGGAGCAAAGGGCCACGGGGAAUGAUUCAGAUGACGAUUCAACACCGUUGAAAGAGAAAGAAGAACCUGUACUAAAUCUAAGUCUAAUCGCCGUUCAAAAUGCGGCCCAGGCUGUACCGUGGGGUACUUUAAUUCGCCAUCCUUCGUGGUGGGCAGCCGUCUUCGCGCAGUUCACGGGUGGCUAUGCCUACUUCACCAUGUUCAAUUGGCUUCCAUCGUAUUUCCAUGAGAAUUUCCCGACAGCAAAGGGUGUCGUGUACAAUGUUGUCCCAUCAGCAGCCAUUGUCGUCACAUCUAUGAUCGCGCCAUUUAUUGCCACCAGAUUGAUCUCGUCUGGGAAAUCGAUGACAGCAACAAGGAGGAUUAUGGAGGGAGUUUCCCUGUCCGGUUGUGCGCUAUGUUUCUUCAUGGUUCCAUCGACAAGCACCUUCACAUCAGCCCUUUUCGUUUUCACAUUAGCCAUGGCCGCACGUGGGCUUCAUCAUGGUGGUGUCUCGGUGAAUCCUCACGAUUUUGCUCCUCAUCAUACGGGAGCAGUAUUCGGUAUUUUUAACGCAUUCGGGGCGGUUACUGGAUUUGUUGGUGUCUACGUCGCUGGCCAUAUUCUCGAGGCUACAGAUAAUAAUUGGGGGUACGUCUUUGUCACAACCGGUCUCCAAGCUGUCAUUGGAGCCAUCGUCUACGGGUGCUACGGAACGGGAAAUAAAAUUAUU